Messenger RNA from Chlamydomonas reinhardtii, 4994 nucleotides. RefSeq lists its product as uncharacterized. The record is from RefSeq and is a predicted model, not a curated record. Bases 437 to 3688 code for a protein of 1083 amino acids. Lineage: Eukaryota; Viridiplantae; Chlorophyta; Chlorophyceae; Chlamydomonadales; Chlamydomonadaceae. The transcript has 30 exons.
CAGCUUACAGUUAGCUGUCGCAGUGCAUUUUCAGGUGGGCGCCACUAGUAGUAGUUACUAUAGCGAUAACAAAAGGCCGACCCCCACGGCCUGAACUUUGGUUAGCUCAUUAUAUAUUUGCUGUGACCGCUGAAGGUACCUCAGCCUCCAUCUAGUGGGCGCACUCAGGCGACCUCCUUUCGCCUACACGGGCGGCAGAAUGUCUGCACCGUCCAACCCUUUCGAGGGUGGGAUUGACGCUGCAGCUCAUGCUGCAGCUUCUCCUGAGCUCCAGGUUCAGCCGCGCUCGCGGCCCACGUCUGCUCGUGCGGAGAGCAGCGGUGACAGCCCUCUUUCUGUAAGCGGCGCCAGCACUGCUCGCAGGGGUAUUCUGCCAGCUUUGAACAAUAGGGGAAGCAGCAACAAAAUUCUGCCUAUCGUCGAGGGAGAUGGACCGAUGGCAGGCAGGCUCUCGCCCGUUCCGUCGGGCCCCGCUCGCCUCGGCGGUGACGUGGAGCAGCAAGAGGAGCGCCAGCUGGUGCAGGAGACCUCACUUCCCAAUGUGCCCCAGUACUCGUUCCCGGGUGCGGAGGUGCAUGAGCGCCGCGCGAAGGCCAGCUACAAUGAGAGCGCUGCGAAGAAGAUUCGCAAGCUGGGCUGGGAUGGCAGCAGCAGCGCCCGCGUUCAGGAGAUUUUGAAGAAGUUUGACAUUCAGGAGGGCGAUGACGUCAAGUACGAGCAGGUGGUGAGCCUGCUGGAGCACGCGACGGCCGGCCAGGACGGCGGCUUCGGCGCGGGCGGCCGCGGCUCCGGCCUGGCCUUGACCGGCAGCUUCAUGCGCUGGCUGCUGGUGCUGGCGCUGGUGGUGAUGGUGGUCAGCCUGGGUGCAAUGACCGGCCUCACCUGGUUCGUGGUCACCACCAUCAAGGACACGCAGGUCGGAAACGCCAACGCGCUGGUCUCCAAGAGCACCGGCGAGAUCAUCCGCACUGACGUCACCGACAUGCAGGUGGUGGACGGUGUGCUGGUGGGUCGUGCCGCCUACCGCCAGGCCCUGGAGUACGCAACCAUGACCAACAACGCCAAGGACGGCCAGCCCGUGCAGACUUCCGACACCUCCGUGACUUGGCAGCGUGGCGGCGCCGUGGAUCCCACCAGCGUGGGUGUGCUGCGUACCGCCACCUUCAGGGGCAACCGCCAGCGCUUCAGCAGCCGUGUGGACAUUGAGGCGCUCAUGGAGCUCAACUACGUCUACAUCGAGUCGGGCACCGGCGCGCAGGUGGCGCUGCUGGUGAACGGCGUGGCUCGUGUGCCCAAGGACGACAGCGUGUGGGGCUCCGUGGUGCGCAUCCUCUCCUCCGCCGGCACCCUCACCCUGGACGACACCACCGUGCACUUCUCCUCCGACGUCGCGCCCAUCUUCUCAGAGGCUGGCUUCGCUGUCACCUCCAACGCCGGCUCGCGCCGCCGCCUGCUGGCGGGCCAGUACACGCUGUACGGCUACUUCAGCUCCAUCCAGAACAUCACCUCCUUCGACCCGGUGGACGUGUCUAAACCCAAGCUGCCCAGCAAGGACUUCUCCAUGCAGCUGGCCGUGCUGGAGCCCUGCGUGCUGCCCAGUGCCCCCACCGUGGACCGCUGUCUGUACGACCCCACCGGCGCCGCCGCCUCCGGAGCCGCGCACCACCGCCGCCGCGAUCUGCUGGCCACCGCCGCCGGAUCCAGCGUGCAGCCCGUGGACAUCCCCGGCACCACCAUCGACGCUAAGACUGGCGAGCGCUACAUGGUCCACCGCCGCCGCAUCACCUACCUGGGCAAGCUGAUUCGCUCCGUGUCGUCGUACGACUCCGCCCCCGGCCUGCAGCGCGUGUCGCUCAUGGACACCGGCUCCGGCGCCGUUUCGGAGUGGCAGGAGAAGGCACACCCUGAGGACACCGACCUGGACGCCGCUGAUGUGCGCGGCUACUGCAACUCCUACACGCUGCCGGGCGAGCACCUGGAACAGCUGUCGCUGCUGCGCGACCUGUCGGCCGCCGACUUCAAGUACCUGGGCGAUGAGCAGAAGAUGGGCAAGGCUGCCCGCCACUUCACCUUCAACGCCAAGCAGCCCGCGGCGCUGUCGGGCGUCAAGAGCGCCGACACCAUCAGCAUUGAGUACUGGGACACCAUCGACGGCUUCAAGCCCAUCGUCUUCGAGCUGAACCACCCCACGCUGGGCAAGCUGCGCUACGUGGUCGAGGACCUUAAGCUGGCUCUCACCGCCAGCUCGUUGGCCGCCUCAGCCUUCAUCGCGCCCACGCCCGCCAGCUGCUCCGUGGGCUGCAUGCCGCGCCUGGGCUCGGCCUUCAGCGUGCCUGUGCCCUCGCAGCGCUGGUCCGAGCUGGGCGCCGGCAACCGCCGCAACCUGCUGUCCGCCGAGUCCGCUAAGCACUUUCACGCCCAGCAGCACUCCGCCCGAUGGCUCCUGGCAGACACCUCUGCCGCCGCCGCACCCGGCUCCUUUGCCGCCGCCGCCGCCGCGCUGUGCACUGCCGAGCCCGCCGCCCUUCCCGGCGUGUCGCUGGGCGGCAGCUGCGCUGUCACCUGGGGCGUGCGUGCCAGCAAGUUCGUCUCCGUCAGCACCGCCUGCGGCCCCAACGGCGGCGCUCUGGACAAGGCCCCCUGGCUGAAGCUGGGCGGCAGUGCCAGCCUGGACACCUGUAGCGCCACCAGCAGCGGCUGCCUGCUGGCCUCGCUCACCAUCCCCAGCGACGUGGCGUCCGCCUACCCCACCGCCGCCGCCGUGUUCAACGGGCUGGGCGAGGGCGCGGCCGGCACCCUCAAGCUGUGCGGUGCCAUCGACCAGCCCCAGCGCCAGGGCUGCAUGCUGGGCUCCAGCGCCAGCCCCGCCGCCGUGUCGGCCUCCGCCUCCUGGGCUGGCCGCGUGGAGACCUACGCCGCCCUGCGCUACACCACCUCCGCCGCCUGGAUGUCGGAGGCCGGGUUCGAGUCCUACGUGGGUGUGAACCUGGGCCUGUUCCAGGUGCAGCACAGCGUGGGCGCGGUGGACCUGGCACGCGACACGUACUUCUCGGGCACCGCCGCCUCCUCCAAGGUCACCACCGCCGCCGCGCCGUCGGUCGUCAACGCCGCCGUUGAGAUGGUCCGUGUGGGCGACGUCUCCUACCCCGCCGAGUACUACGCCUUUGUGGGCUACUGGGGCGAGUGGAGCGCUUGGGGCUACUGCUACGUCGAUGCCGGCGCCGGUAGCAUUCGCGGCAUCCCCGUCACAGGCCUGCGCGUGCGCAUGGACGCCCACAAGCCCGCCCCCUACGACAACACCGAGCUGAACGCCGUCGAGCUGGCCUGCAACGACGGCAGCGCCGUGCGCCCCGCCUCUGGCCUGAUCGGCACAUGGUCCGACUUCGCCACCUGCGCCAGCGGAGCCUACGUGACCGCUGCUCGCAUGCGUGUGGCCGACCCUGCGGCGGAGGAGGGUGACGACACGGCUGCCAACGCGGUGGAGUUCCGCUGCAGCGACGGUGCCGUGCUCAGCCCCGACCAGGGCUACGAGGGCAGCUGGCGCGACUGGGUGGCCUGCCCCUCCGACACCUUCAUGUGCGGGGCGCGCCUGCGCAUCCAGGCUGACCAGGGCGACAAGGGCGACAACUCAGCCAUGAACGGGAUGCAGCUGAGCUGCUGCCGCACCAAUUCCGGCGCCGCCGUUUAAAUCCACAUUGUAGAGAUCACAGGCGGCCUGCCCGGCUGGCAGGGCUCACAGCCAGCCGUCGCAGCGCUCGCGCGCGCACGGCGAGUGGCGAGUGGCGACACAAGCUGCGGAGUGCGGGCGGUGGCCUCUCUCCAGCCAUGUAGAGCGCGCGUGCAGCGGUGCGGGGGCUGUGCUGGUGUGCGCGUGGGCUUGCUUGAGAACCGUGUGUGUAUGUUGUGUGUGCAGAGUCAUGCCGGCGCUUCUCGCCGUGCAUAAAUAAGAGAAAUGCAUCGUGUCCUGUGACGAAAGCCGUUUUAGCCGGCCGCGGUGAUGGAGUUGGCUUGACGAACCCCGUGCCCCAUCCGGGGGCUUGAGACUCCAGUAAUACCGCCUUGCGUAUGUAGUGUCGCAGCUGCUGUGCGCUCGGGCAUGUUCGCAGGUGGAGCGUGGUCCCUUUUACCUAAUAACUGCAGUAAGUCCCUAGUCGUUGCCUCGCGUUGAUAAGGGUCUCGUCUGGCUGAGUUGUAAUGGCACUGCGGCGCAACACUUCUUCGGGGGUGCAGGAUGUGCGUCAUGUCGCGUGUCGUUUUGAGCGCUGCCGCCGGCAUCCCGUCCUGGCGCGCGUUGUUUGUUAUCAUCUUUUGUCAUCUUGUACGUCAAAUCCUGAUUUCCUAAUUCCCAGCGUUAUUUCGGAGCCAAUUUUGCAUUGAGCGGCCUCGGGUGUCGCAAGCGCACAGUGAGGCUAUGUCGUUGUGCCUCUCCGGAGGUAAACUGGCAAGGCGCCAAGCCCGUGCGGCGCCAAGACGCUCGUGGCAGGCGUGUGCUUUGAUUGCAUGAACCGUGGGCAUGUGUGAUGCGCCGUGAUAUGCAUGAGGCAUGUGCAUGCACGCCGGGCUCAUCGGGAAGCUGUGCAAGCGGACCGCAAGCCACGUGCGCCUGCGCCAUCAAGAUAUGCCAUCGCAUGCUUGCCGGUGCACACGCUCCCUUUUCGCACAACCACACCUACGAAGAUGCGAGCAUUUCUGUGUUUAUCUAGCGGCUGCCCACAGCCUAUCUGGGGCAGCAAGUCAAGUGUACCUUAAUGUGCAAGCCCAAAUGUCAAAAUAACAUGUGUGCAUUAGACGGCCCCAGAGACGCUUUGGCCAGGGUCUUGCUGUAGGCUGUGUUCACGUGCACGCGGUGCACGGGCUCACGCGCACCUGUACGGGCCUUGAUUAGCCCUUGUGUGGUGUACUAUCGUAGCUGCCGGUGGCGGCCUGCCGGUGCAUUCUUGAGUCCACGAGGUGUACAGUAUGGUGGCACACACGCGUUGUAACGUCGUACAGCU